GUCACCACCGUCGUCUUUCCCAAUUUCUUUGAAUUUUUCCAGGUACCCUUAAACUUCAUCUUCUUCGAUUUUUACCUUCUUUUUUUUUUUUCUUCAAUUUUGCAAUCAAAAAUCGAAGCGAUCCAAAAUAGUAGCUCGCCCAUGCUCAGAUCCGGUCUCGCUUCGUUAAUCGUCGAUGUCAAUUUGCGGCGCACGUUACGUCCAUCUCCAACCUUUUCUUUUCCGGCGCAUCUUAGCCGCUGCAUUAUCACUUCCCGUUACUCCUCCCGUACAGCUCUAAGGUUUCCAAUUCGAAUAUCUCUCCACAACCACCGCCUUUCCUACUUUUCUUCAUCCUCUUCGUCGGAGCAAGGCAGACCAACUUCCUCUUCCCGAAACAGUUUCAGUGGUCACGGUCAGCUUGAUGGUGACGACAAUUCUUCACCGCCUCCGUCGCAAUCAUCUUCCAAAGUUCUUACAUUACCCACCGUAUUAACACUUGGUCGUGUCGCCGCCGUCCCGCUUCUCGUCGCAACCUUUUACGUUGAUAGUUGGUGGGGAACAACUGCUACAACAAGCAUUUUCAUUGCAGCAGCCAUUACAGACUGGCUUGACGGCUAUCUUGCCCGCAAGAUGAGGUUAGGUUCUGCGUUUGGUGCCUUUUUGGAUCCAGUUGCAGAUAAGCUUAUGGUUGCAGCUACAUUGAUUUUACUGUGUACAAAACCUAUCGAAGUUGCUGAAUUAGGACCAGUUCCAUGGUUAUUGACCGUACCUUCUAUUGCAAUCAUUGGUAGAGAGAUUACUAUGUCCGCAGUAAGAGAAUGGGCUGCAUCUCAAAAUGGAAAGCUUUUAGAGGCAGUUGCUGUAAAUAACUUGGGCAAGUGGAAAACCGCCACGCAGAUGACAGCACUAACCAUACUUCUUGCAAGCCGAGAUAGCAAUGUUGGAUGGCUCGUAGCUUCAGGUGCUGGCUUGCUUUAUGUAUCAGCAGGACUAUCGGUUUGGUCUUUAGCCGUUUAUAUGAGGAAGAUAUGGAAAGUACUAAUGAAGUAGUAUUAGCAGUAGUAAUGUAUUAUUGGUUUUGUUUUGCUUUGACCUGCAUUUGGAUAUAUGUAUUGAUGGAAAGGGUCUUCAUCGCCUGUACAAGAGCACAAAACUUGAAUGCUGCAACACUUAAGUAGUUUGAGAAUAUGUAGAUGAUUUUGCUUUGCACUUUUCCAACACAAUAUAGUGUGCAACAGUCUUGGUUGAGAUUAAAGCCUUAUAAUGAGUGUAUUGUAUAAACGAUGAAUACGUAUUUCCAACAUAUGGAACAAACAUUCUUUAUUCAUA
Arabidopsis lyrata subsp. lyrata is the source of this 1311-nucleotide messenger RNA. Its product is annotated as CDP-diacylglycerol--glycerol-3-phosphate 3-phosphatidyltransferase 1, chloroplastic. Gene Ontology annotation, cellular component: chloroplast envelope; membrane. NCBI's taxonomy places the organism in Eukaryota, Viridiplantae, Streptophyta, Magnoliopsida, Brassicales, Brassicaceae. The transcript has 6 exons. Bases 142 to 1032 code for a protein of 296 amino acids. Gene Ontology annotation, biological process: glycerophospholipid biosynthetic process. The record is from RefSeq and is a predicted model, not a curated record. Gene Ontology annotation, molecular function: CDP-diacylglycerol-glycerol-3-phosphate 3-phosphatidyltransferase activity.